Molecule: messenger RNA, 1398 nt
Organism: Lithohypha guttulata
Lineage: Eukaryota; Fungi; Ascomycota; Eurotiomycetes; Chaetothyriales; Trichomeriaceae
Exons: 1
Coding region: 1-1398 (465 amino acids)
Source: RefSeq, a predicted model, not a curated record
AUGGCAACCUCAACGAGGAUUCAGCCCAAGAGAGGAGCGAAGUCAGCCUCAAAGCCCAUGCGAGAUGUGGUCUUGGACCUGGACGACGCGGAAGACUUGAACGAGCUUCAAGAGACUCAAGAACAAGAAGCGACACCAAGCAAGCAAAAGCCAUCAACUGGAGACUUCUUCAAGGACGCUGCUCGUGAUCUCUUGGCCGCCGAAACAGCUGCAGAAGACUCAGACUUUGGAAAGAGAACUACAGCUAGCAAGAAGCGUAAGCGGACCUCCGAUGGUGUGGCUAAGACCAAAGCGCAGCCCUGGAAGAGAUCGAAACGUCAACCAUCUCCAGAUGUUCCUGAUAUGUCGGACAUGAGCUCUGACGAUGAGCGUGAGGAGGAUCGUCGGCUGUUUGAGAAGAAAAAACGAGCACCGCCAUCACCAAUCGUGAAGGCUUCCAUCACAUCCUCUAUUCUCCGCUUAGAAGUCCGAUCUGGUCCUGCAACAAUAAACAUCAACCUCGCCGACAUCCUCCCAAGACACGUCUUCGAUAGGAAUAUUGGUGGUGCUUCUCCCGACCUCGACGGCAGCACACUACUCGGAGAUGGCAAUAUCGAAGCUACCCGACAAGUGAGACAGAGAAUACUGGAAGACUUCUCUGCUAUGAGACUCAAUCCAGAUUAUGCAUGCUUCCUAGAACUCGAGCCCGCGUUGCGUAAUCGCAUCUACCGAGAAAUGCUAGUGGAUGGCUCUGUUGUCGAAUUCGACCCUUGUCCUCGCUCCUCAAGAGAUCCGACGCUGCUCCAAACUUGCCGUCAGAUCUACGAGGAAGGGCGUGGUAUCCUGUAUGGCGAAAACGCAUUCCACUUUGACCGGACCUUUAGAACUCGUGGUCAUUACUACGACAGAGAACAAAGAGAAGUUGGGUACAAAGAUGUCCGUCGCUUCCUCGAGACAAUCGGAUCCCAUAACAUUGCAAAGCUACGAUUCGUAUCGCUACGCCUCCAAGACGCGGUACCAUCGUUCACCCCCAAGCUCGAUUCAGAAGAACGCAAAUAUGUCAAUGACGCAGUUCUACAUCGAGUACUCCGACUGCUUGGUGAUUCUGAAUGCGUUCUCGACAAAUUCGUCGUUGGUUUCGAUGGCAAAGGAGCCUUGGACCUGAACCACGUCGCAUUUCUUAGAGCAUUCACUUCCAUUUCUUGCCGCAAGCUCAUCAAGACAUGCCGGUUUGGUCACUCAAAGAUUGCAGAUCAUGUCUGGAUGCGACUAAAAAACUUCAUGAAGAUGCCCAAGCUACUCAACGUAGACGAGGAUAGACAAAAAGUACCGGUGAUGCAGCAUGAGCUUGCCACCCGUGGGUAUUGUCAUCGCUCUGGUUGGCAUUAUCGUAAUGCAGGAUGCAGCGAUGAGCAGUAA